Molecule: messenger RNA, 1674 nt
Organism: Aspergillus sclerotioniger CBS 115572
Lineage: Eukaryota; Fungi; Ascomycota; Eurotiomycetes; Eurotiales; Aspergillaceae
Product: GMC family oxidoreductase
Exons: 2
Coding region: 55-1674 (539 amino acids)
Molecular function (GO): oxidoreductase activity, acting on CH-OH group of donors; flavin adenine dinucleotide binding
Source: RefSeq, a predicted model, not a curated record
CUAUUAUUCAGCAUUCAUUGACAUCUAAUCUCAUUCCUCUUUCCAUCCAUCACCAUGGUAAAGAACGGUGCACACUUUGACUUUGUCAUCGUCGGCGGUGGCACGGCAGGCAACACUGUCGCCGGUCGUCUGGUGGAGAACCCCAAUGUCACCAUCCUGAUCGUGGAGGCCGGCAUUGGCAAUCCUCAAGACAUCCCCGAGAUUACUACACCGUCAUCGGCCAUGGACCUCCGCAACAGCAAGUACGACUGGACGUACAAGAUCACCAUGGUCAAGCGGGAUGACUAUGAGCGUGUCGAGAAACUCAACACCCGCGGCAAGACCUUGGGCGGUAGUUCCUCGUUGAACUACUUCACAUGGGUGCCGGGCUGCAAGCCGACCUUUGACAUGUGGGAAGAAUACGGCGGCAAGGAGUGGACCUGGGAUCCCUUGCUCCCUUACCUUCGCAAGAGUGUCACCUACCAUGAUGACCCAGGCUUGUACUCAUCCGACCUAGCCAAGAUUGGCAGUGGUGGGCCUAUUCACAUCUCCCACGCUGAGCUCCUAGAUGAGAUGGCACCAUUCCGAGAGGCCGUGACCAAGGCCUGGUUGUCUCGCGGACAUGGGUUGACUGAAAACAUUUAUGACGGCACCAUGAUUGGCCUCACCCACUGCUGUGAUACUAUCUAUAAGGGCACGCGGUCGGGAAGUUUUCUCUUCGUCCAGAACAAGCCCAACAUCACCAUUCUGCCCCAGGUGCACUCCAAGCAUCUCAUCAUUAACGACGCUGACCGUACGUGCAAAGGUGUCACCGUGAUCGAUGCCGCGGGCCAGGAGCUCAGCUUCUAUGCCGACCGUGAGGUGAUCCUGUCUCAGGUGGCAUUGGUCCCAUUCGUGCUGCGGGUCAAAGACGGGUACGGCAUGGAGGACCACCUGUUGCGCAAGGGCCCCAAGAAUGAUGCCGUGGUGGCUGCCUACCAGAAGGACCGGUCAGGACCAGUGGGGUCCGGACUCCUGGAGCUAGUGGGCUUUCCUCGCAUCGAUGACUAUCUGGAAAAGGAUGAGAAAUACCGCCGGGCCAAGGCUGGGAAUGGCGGCAAAGACCCGUUCUGUCCGGAUGGUCAGCCGCAUUUUGAAUUGGAUUUCGUGUGCAUGUUCGGCAGUGCCUUUCAAUGGCACUAUCCCACACCCGAGACGGGCAAUUACAUCACCAUCGUGGUCGACCUGGUGCGUCCUGUUUCGGAGCCUGGUGAGGUGACGCUGAAUAGCUCUGAUCCGCUGGUGCAGCCGAACAUUAACCUCAACUUCUUUGCCAAUGAUCUGGACAUCAUCGCCAUGCGGGAAGGCAUUCGGUUUACCUACGAUGUGCUCACCAAGGGCGACGGUUUCAAAUAUUUAGUGGAAUGUGAGUACCCGUGGGAGAUGCCCCUUCAUUCAGAUUCUGAGAUGCGCCGCGCUGUCUUGGACCGCUGCCAGACGGCCUUUCACCCCUGCGGUACGGCGCGGUUAUCGAAGAGCAUUGAGCAGGGAGUGGUCGAUCCCCAGCUCCGCGUACACGGCAUCAAGCAGUUGCGGGUGGCCGAUGCGUCGGUGGUUCCGGUGAUUCCGGACUGCCGGAUCCAGAACUCGAUCUAUAUGGUGGGGGAGAAUUGUGCAGACAUGAUCAAGGCGGCUCACCAGGAUCUGUAUCAGUAG